UUCCGUAUAUUGAACUAGAUGAAUCUUGUAAGGUUUUUAAUCGCUUUUUGUGUUAUUCCAGUGGUUUCAAAGCACUUUUAAAAUGCAUGGAUAACAAAGAUGAAGACGGGAUCUUCCCCUUGAAAACAAAAUGUACCUAGAACAUAUACGUGAAUGCAUUUAUCUGCUGUAAGUACAAUUUGUCUCGCUGUACCAAGUGUUUGACAGCAAGGAGGUUUUUACGAUGGCUGUGCUGUAACACCAGUGUGACUCAGGUUUGGUGCAUUGCCUGGCGAUGCGAUGAUGAUGUGCUGCUCGGAUGGGGUUAGAAAUAGAAGCUCGUUGGGGGACGUUAAAACUUCCACACCUUGACUAAUGACGAUCGCUGGCAAUCACUGAUUAUUUUCAUCUGAUCUGACUUGUGCAUGACGAAAUUCCUGUAAAAUUAGAAUUGUGGCUAUGGAGGAGAGUACUGAGCUGAGGGAAGAGUGGACCUUGCUCCUCUGGACCACGGUUGCUGUUCUGGUCCCAGUGCUCAUCACACUGUGGUGCAGCUUCCAGCGUCCCAAACGCAAAGUUCAGCUGAAAGAUCUGUUCCGAAAGAGCAAACAUGGCUGGCACUACACGGACCUGUUCAACAAGCCCACCUACUGCUGCGUGUGCUCUCAGCCCAUCCUGCAGGGGGCGUUCUGUGACUGCUGCGGCAUAUGUGCGGAUGAGGAGUGCAUACAGAGGGCAGAUCGCAUCCUCUCAUGUAAGGAGAUCAUGACCCAGAGUCAGACAGAUGGGAGGUUUUACCAUCAGUGGGUCAGGGGAAAUGUGCCCCUCGCCAGCUACUGUGCCGAGUGCAAACAGCAAUGCGGGAAUCAACCUAAACUCUGCGACUAUAGGUGUGUAUGGUGUCAGACCACAGUGCAUGAUGACUGCCUUUCUAGUCUGAAUGAUGAUUUGUGUGAUCUUGGAGAGUUCCGCUCUGUUAUCAUACCUCCAUAUUACCUCUAUCAAGUCAACAAACUCCGCCGAAGACACCCUGAUGAGUACAGCAAGCUUGCUGCAGUCUGUGGGAGUGGCUGGACUCCGGUUCUGGUCUUGGCAAACACAAGAAGUGGCAACAACAUGGGGGAAGUUUUGCUGGGAGAAUUUCGUACCCUCCUGAACCCCGUGCAGGUGUUUGAUCUUUCUGAGCUGCCUCCCUCUAAAGCCCUGCAGCUGUGUACUCUUCUGCCCCCAGGCAGCGUGCGUGUUCUGGUGUGUGGGGGAGAUGGCACAGUAGGCUGGGUUCUGGAUGCCAUUGAUACCAUGAAGCUGAAGGGUCAGGAUCAGUUUAUCCCUCUUGUGACUAUCCUGCCGUUGGGCACAGGCAAUGAUUUAUCAAACUCUUUAGGAUGGGGAGCAGGAUAUGCUGGAGAGAUUCCAGUAGAACAGGUGCUCAGGAAUGUUCUAGAGGCUGAGGUAGUCCAAAUGGACAGGUGGAAAGUUCAAGUUGUCUCCAAAGGAAACUAUUUUCGUAAGCCAAAGGUGUUGUCCAUGAAUAAUUAUUUCUCAGUGGGUCCUGAUGCUCUCAUGGCACUGAACUUCCAUGCGCACAGAGAGAAAACGCCCUCCUUUUUCUCCAGCCGAAUCAUCAAUAAGGCAGUGUACUUCUUCUAUGGUACCAAAGAUUGUUUAGUGCAAGAAUGUAAAGAUCUGGAUAAGAGGAUUGAGCUGGAGCUGGAUGGAGAACAAGUGACUUUGCCCAGUCUGGAGGGGAUAAUAGUGUGCAAUAUCGGCUACUGGGGCGGUGGCUGUAGACUGUGGGAGGGAAUGGGAGAUGAACCCUAUCCUCCAACACGUGUUGAUGAUGGUUUAUUAGAGGUGGUGGGAGUUUAUGGCUCAUUCCACUGUGCACAGAUCCAGGUGAAUCUGGCCAAUCCUGUGAGGCUGGGACAGGCACAUACAGUACGGCUGGUGUUGAAGAGUUCUCGGAUGCCAAUGCAGGUGGAUGGAGAGCCGUGGGCGCAAGGUCCAUGCACCAUCACCAUUACCCAUAAGACCCAGGCCCUCAUGCUGUACCACAGUGCAGAACACACAGAUGAUGAUGACUCCAGCGCCUCAGAGGCUGAAGAACCCUCAGCCGAUCACAUUGACACAGCUAGCAACACACAGGAAACUGUGACAGUGUCUUAGUAAGGCUGUAAUCAUUCUGUCUGUGCUAUUUCCACCCCAGAAAGUAGCACAGCAUGAAAGGAAGACACCCUGAUGUCAUAAAUGUAAAUGUACAUAAUGUGCAUGUGCUGCUCUAGUAAUAACAUCUGCAGUGGUUAUUUCUGAGAGUU
Sinocyclocheilus rhinocerous is the source of this 2294-nucleotide messenger RNA. Its product is annotated as diacylglycerol kinase epsilon-like. Gene Ontology annotation, molecular function: ATP-dependent diacylglycerol kinase activity. The coding region runs from base 439 to 2145 and encodes 568 amino acids. Gene Ontology annotation, biological process: phospholipase C-activating G protein-coupled receptor signaling pathway. Lineage: Eukaryota; Metazoa; Chordata; Actinopteri; Cypriniformes; Cyprinidae. The transcript is spliced from 11 exons. The record is from RefSeq and is a predicted model, not a curated record. Gene Ontology annotation, cellular component: membrane.